UCGUCCAAAUCCUCGUGCUUUUUAUUUCACCCCAAGAGAGAAAACGAAGCUAACAAGUCGAUGGAUUCGAGAACUAAGGGAAAGACGGUGAUGGAGGUUGGUGCCGAUGGCGUUGCCGUGAUCAACCUCAUCAACCCUCCCGUCAAUUCUCUAUCCUUCGAUGUUCUAUACAGCUUGAAGAGUAAUUACGAGGAAGCCUUGAGGAGGAAUGAUGUGAAAGCUAUUGUAGUUACGGGUGCAAAUGGGAAGUUUUCCGGUGGAUUUGAUAUAUCGGGUUUCGGUGAAAUUCAAAAGGGGAACAGGCAAGAGCCGAAGGCCGGAUACAUAUCAAUCGACAUCAUAACUGACUUGAUCGAAGCUGCAAGGAAACCAUCGGUUGCUGCCAUCGAAGGGCUUGCCUUAGGAGGAGGGUUAGAACUUGCAAUGGCUUGCCAUGCAAGGAUAUCGGCUCCUGCCGCACAAUUGGGCUUGCCUGAACUGCAGCUUGGUGUCAUUCCUGGCUUUGGAGGGACACAGCGUCUCCCACGUCUUGUUGGCCUCACAAAAGCCCUUGAAAUGAUUUUGACAUCUAAGCCAGUUAAAUCCGAAGAAGGCCAUUCAUUGGGGCUUGUUGAUGCUGUGGUUUCACGCGCCGAGUUACUAAACACUGCUCGCCACUGGGCACUCGACAUAGUGGAGAGGAGAAAACCAUGGGUUUCUAGUAUUUACAAGACCGAUAAAUUACCUCCUCUUGGAGAAGCAAGGGAGAUAUUGAGGUUUGUCAGGGGACAGGCACGGAAGCAAGCCCCCAAUCUAAGACAUCCUUCAAUGUGCCUCGAUGCUGUUGAAACGGGUAUUGUCUCUGGUCCAAGGGCUGGUCUAGAGAAGGAGGCAGAAGUCUCCCAAAAGGUUGUAAACUUGGAUACCACCAAAAGCUUAAUUCAUAUAUUCUUUUCUCAACGAGGAACUUCAAAGGUUCCUGGAGUUACUGACCGGGGAUUGGUGCCAAGGCGGAUCAAUAAGGUUGCGAUAAUUGGAGGAGGAUUAAUGGGAUCUGGAAUAGCCACUGUGUUUAUCCUCAGUAACUAUCAAGUGAUUCUUAAGGAGGUAAACGAGAAGUUCUUGGAGGUUGGAAUAGGCAGAGUCAGAGCAAAUCUGCAGAGUCGUGUCAAGAAAGGGAAAAUGUCUCAGGAAAAGUUUGAAAAAACCAUGUCCCUCCUGAAGGGUGUUCUUGAUUACGAAAGCUUCAGGGAUGUCGACAUGGUGAUAGAGGCUGUUAUUGAGAACUUAUCACUGAAACAACAGAUCUUUGCUGAUCUAGAGAAGUAUUGCCCUCCACAUUGUAUUCUUGCGAGUAAUACGUCAACUAUUGACUUGAACAAAAUCGGGGAGAAGACCAAGUCUCCGGAUAGAAUGAUCGGAGCACACUUUUUCAGUCCAGCACAUGUCAUGCCGCUACUUGAAAUUGUCCGAACCAAUCAUACCUCGGCCCAAGUAAUUGUCGAUCUUCUAGAUGUGGCUAAGAAGAUAAAGAAGACGCCGGUUGUGGUUGGAAACUGCACGGGUUUUGCAGUGAACAGGAUGUUCUUCCCUUACACACAAGCAGCUAUGUUUCUUGUCGAGCAUGGAGCAGAUCCAUAUGUAAUUGACAAAACAAUCACCAAGAGUGGAAUGCCAAUGGGACCCUUCAGACUGGCUGACCUCGUUGGAUUCGGAGUAGCUGUUGCAACUGCCACACAAUUCAUCGAGAACUUCCCCGAAAGAACAUACAAAUCAAUGGUCAUACCUCUCAUGCAAGAGGACAAGAGAGCUGGUGAAGCAACACGUGAAGGGUUCUAUCUGUAUGAUGAUAAGCGCAAGGCUAAACCCGAUCCCGAAAUAAAGAAAUACAUUGAGAAGGCAAGGAGCAUGUCCGGAGUAAAGAUCGACCCUAAGUUUGAGAAGAUGUCAGACAGGGAUAUCAUUGAAAUGAUAUUCUUCCCCGUGGUGAAUGAGGCAUGUAGAGUCUUUGCGGAAGGUAUUGCAGUGAAAGCAGCCGAUCUUGACAUUGCCUCUGUGAUGGGCAUGGGUGUUCCCCCUUUCAGAGGAGGAAUCAUGUUCUGGGCUGAUUCCCUCGGAUCCAAAUACGUCUACUCGAGGCUAAACGAGUGGUACAAGGCUUAUGGUGAUUUCUUCAAGCCUUGUUCUUUCCUUGCUGAAAGGGCUUCUAAAGGAGCUCCAUUGAGCGCUCCUGUGGAACAAUCCAAAUCUCGCUUGUGAGGUCUUUUGGAUCAAAACCCAUGCCGUCAUUUCUUCCUUUACUGCGCUGGUCACCGGAAAGUUUGGAUCUUUGGUCUCCGGUGUCUCAAUAACGUCGCCGGCAAAAAAAAUCCGGUGGAGAAGUAGCGAUUUUCAGAAACAAUAAAAUUAUUUUGUGAUUUUAUAUGUUGUGGUUAUGUAUUAUCUUGUGUCUCCCUUGAGUCGUGAGUCGUUUAAGCUCUUUUUGUUGCGGUAGAUAUGGUCGUUGUUGAUUUGAUGAUCAUUUUUUUAGAACUAUGAUGUUUCAUUGAAGUUUUUUAGUGGGAACAACGAUCGAAGACUUUACAUGAA
Messenger RNA from Tarenaya hassleriana, 2568 nucleotides. RefSeq names its product glyoxysomal fatty acid beta-oxidation multifunctional protein MFP-a. The transcript is spliced from 18 exons. Gene Ontology annotation, molecular function: NAD+ binding; (3S)-3-hydroxyacyl-CoA dehydrogenase (NAD+) activity. The record is from RefSeq and is a predicted model, not a curated record. Gene Ontology annotation, cellular component: peroxisome. NCBI's taxonomy places the organism in Eukaryota, Viridiplantae, Streptophyta, Magnoliopsida, Brassicales, Cleomaceae. The coding region runs from base 61 to 2238 and encodes 725 amino acids. Gene Ontology annotation, biological process: fatty acid beta-oxidation.